UAAAUUCGAAAACCAACACCCUCUCGCUUGUUCUCGCUAUAUAGUUUCUAGAGCUCUGCUUUCUUUGCAACCAAACAGCCUGUUAUCUUGACAUAGCUUCGCUUCGCUUCGCUUCAAAUCAAUCAACCAAUCUCUCACAUUGAAACCCUAGUCACCGGAUCAAGUUUUGAGCUUUUAGGUUGUUGGGCUUCCUUGAACAGUUAAGGUUUUAUGUCUGAUCUCGACGUCCAAACUCCCACCGCUUUUGAUCCUUUUGCUGAUGCAAAUGCUGAGGACUCCGGUGCUGGGGCAAAAGAGUACGUGCACAUUCGUACACAGCAACGCAAUGGUAGAAAAAGCUUGACAACUGUGCAAGGUUUGAAAAAAGAAUUCAGCUAUAACAAGAUACUCAAGGACCUCAAGAAAGAAUUCUGCUGUAAUGGUACAGUGGUGCAGGACCUUGAAUUAGGCCAGGUUAUUCAACUUCAAGGUGACCAGCGCAAGAAUGUCUCUACCUUUCUUGUUCAGGCUGGCAUUGUGAAGAAGGAGAACAUUAAAAUUCAUGGUUUCUAAGCUGUUCCAGUAAAUUUAAAACUCCACACCGUGCUCUCCCUGCUCUUAUCAAGAACUUUAGAGAUAUCAAAGCUAUUAUUAUUAUUAUCUUUCCUAUGUUUGGUUGUAUGACAUAUGCAUCAUUUGUUUCUGGUGUUGUCCAGAUAUCUGGUCUCUAUAUUGUGGGAUGAUAAUGGAAUACUUCACAGUUUGUAUUUGUGUAUUAAAUAGCUAUUGCUCUCUCGAGUCGAACAAUAAAUUAUCGAUAAAGUGUUGGGGUGUUCCUGGUUAA
Molecule: messenger RNA, 823 nt
Organism: Populus nigra (black poplar)
Lineage: Eukaryota; Viridiplantae; Streptophyta; Magnoliopsida; Malpighiales; Salicaceae
Product: protein translation factor SUI1 homolog 2
Exons: 5
Coding region: 211-552 (113 amino acids)
Biological process (GO): translational initiation
Molecular function (GO): translation initiation factor activity; RNA binding
Source: RefSeq, a predicted model, not a curated record